Molecule: messenger RNA, 420 nt
Organism: Fusarium vanettenii 77-13-4
Lineage: Eukaryota; Fungi; Ascomycota; Sordariomycetes; Hypocreales; Nectriaceae
Exons: 2
Coding region: 1-420 (139 amino acids)
Molecular function (GO): carbon-sulfur lyase activity
Source: RefSeq, a predicted model, not a curated record
AUGGCCACCAGUAGCACCAUGUGUCGCAAGUGGACAUCGUCCCUCGUCGCGCAAUUCCUCGUUCUCUCUCCUGAACAGCUUACACCAGCCCUCAACACAUUCCCUUCCUUCAAGGAAUACACCUCAUCGCCCGGACGGUUCCGUGGCUUCUGCAGCGAGUGCGGGACAUCCAUAGCCUGGCGUUCUGCCGACUAUGCCCCUAUCUUUGAUCUCUACCUGGGCACGUUAGAUGAAGAAUGGCUGGUUGACGGAGAGACGGGAAAGACGCUGGCAGUUCCGAAUGGAACUCAGUACUGGCUCCAGAAUGCUAUCGAGGGAGUCACCGACAAACUCAAGGGUGGUAAGGAGUAUCUCACAGAAGGACCAGAUGGGCUGAGAGACCUCGAUCCUGCAUCCGAAACAAGCGAUGGACUCUUUUAG